UUUCCCGUGUUGUAUUAACUAUUAGUUAACGUAACUUUCUAGCAAUAUUAACAGAACAAUUACUUGGAUAGCGGGGAUCUGUGAAAAGUAUUACUCGAUCGGCGUGUAAGGACUGAAAGUAAUUGACUGAAAUGAUCGAUUCGAUUGUUCAAGGGCGGAUCGAUUGGCUUGACAGAUACGAAGAAAGCGUACUCGCCGGCCGCGGCGAAACGCGCUGACGAGUCCCAAGAGAAAAUUGUCGAUUUUAUCUGGAAAAGCGUACAGAACACGCGAUGCGUUCAAAGCGCCUUUGAUGUCACACGUAGAGAACGCGGAGCGCAGCGGAAAGAAUGGCAGCGGACGUACGAACGACGUAGCAGAGGAUGCGCGAGAUAAAUCGGUCGUCUGGACGAGAUCGGAAAGUUCCCUCGACGAUGACGGAACCGAGGUAGAACUCAAAACGAGUCAAAUAUUGAGUAAGGCGACUUAUCUGGAUUUGAACCUAGAUUUGAACAGAAUUGAUUUGAACACAUACCCCGAUGACACAAAAGCGCGAGAUAACGAUGAAUGUGUUUCUUCUGGCGACAUUUGUCGAAUCUGUCACAUGGGUAACUACGGAUUGAUCACGGAGAAUCAUUCGUUCACGCUGGAUUCGCGAAAUUCGAGCGAACGAGCGUCGACACCGUCGAAUCUCGUCUACCUUGGUUCUCUGAUUUCCGCAUGCAAGUGCCGAGGCACGGUGGCUUUGGUGCACGUCGAGUGUCUCGAGAGAUGGCUGAACGAGUCCGGUCGCGCAAGAUGCGAACUCUGCGGCUACAAGUACGCGACCAAGAGGGUGCCGCGUUAUGGCCUCUUUCGCAGCGUCGUGAUAUGGUUCCACGCCGUGAUAGCCACCCGACAGAUGUUACUCGACAUCGGAUACUUGGUGAUGACCACGCCCGUGGCCGUGUUUUCAUGCUACGUGUGCACCUUGGCCUUGAAAACGUUGCUGCGAAACGGCUUUUACGAGAUACCGUGGAUGACAGUCGCUAUGCUGCCAACCUGCUUAUUGACGCUGAUAGCUUAUUGGCGAUGGAUAAUUAUGUUAGGCAGAGUGCACGGUCAUCGAUGGAGACGCUACUGGAGAAACAACUUCGUGAUUCGUUUGAUGCCGAGCAACGAUGCGGAUGACAACGUCGAUAAUGCGAACAACGCAAACAACGCGGCAGAUGAUCAAUCAAACGAGUUCGUCGAUGUGCACGAUUUCGAGCAAUGGAUGCUCGAGGAGAUCGAAGAGUUCGCGUGACCUUUGAACCGCGUAACGACCCUGAUUAAUCGCGACAAUCGCGUUCUAUCUUCGUUCGAAUGUGCCGCCCGCGUCGCUCGACGGAAUAUACAGCUGCGCGAUAUUUAAUUGCAUUUUAUUAAUGCGAACACUUCAAUUGAAGCCCAUUGUCGCGUAACAAAGACGAUUCGCCGCAACAUCAAAGUCAAAUCGAGACGCGUACGGCUCUUGUGUUUCUGCGUCUAAUCGCCCGGAUUUGGUAUCAUUACUUGUACACACAUUGUUUACAUAUCUUUUCCUGUACCCAUCUUAGAACUGAGAUAACACAAUAAAUAAAUUAUCGCCAAG
Molecule: messenger RNA, 1591 nt
Organism: Odontomachus brunneus
Lineage: Eukaryota; Metazoa; Arthropoda; Insecta; Hymenoptera; Formicidae
Product: E3 ubiquitin-protein ligase MARCH2-like
Exons: 6
Coding region: 293-1264 (323 amino acids)
Biological process (GO): protein ubiquitination
Molecular function (GO): zinc ion binding; ubiquitin-protein transferase activity
Source: RefSeq, a predicted model, not a curated record